AUGGUCAAAGCAUAUACCUACUCUAAACGGGGAAAGCCUGCCAAUACAUUGAAUCAUGUUGAGGACUAUAAUCCACCCUCACUUCAAGAUGAUCAAGUUCGCAUCAAAGUCAAAGCAGUUGGGCUAAAUCCUGUAGAUUGGAAAAUAAUGGCCUUCGCGCCUACAUUUAUUGGUAAACGCCCGGCAGUUGCUGCUUCUGAUUAUAGCGGUACAAUUCUUGAAUCUAAAAGCGAAAACUUCAAACCAGGAGAUGAAGUUUACGGUAUCGUAUAUAGCUCCCUCAAAAUUGCUACUGGUUUGGGAAGUUUAGCAGAAGAGAUCACUGCUCCUGCUCAUUCUUGUGCUAAAAGACCGGAAAAUAUUGAACCUAUUCAAGCUGCUGGGAUCUCUCUGGUUGGCCUGACCGGUCUUGUACUAUCACAACAAGCAGACUUAGCAGCCAAAUUUUCCUCUUCUUCUUCUUCGGCCAAAAUUCGUGUUCUUGUAUGCGGCGGUGCUUCUUCCGUAGGACUUCAGUUGAUCUCUAUCUUACAUCACAAGGGAUACUAUGUUGCAGCAACAUACAGUGAAGCAAAGUAUGAUCUAGUGCUAGGCAGAGGCGCAGAUAAAACUUUCGAUUAUAAAAAGCCAGACAUGACAAAGACUUUAAUCGAAUUUGCUCAAAAGGAAGGUCAAUUCGACGUAAUUUUAGAUUGUGCAGAUGCAUUUGACAUUUGGAAGAUAGGUGAAAAGGUUUUGGUACCCAAUGGCUCAUACACGAAUGUAGGAAUGGAUCUAACGCAAGGCAUUAUCCCUGCUCUUCGCAGGUUAGUCUCUUACUUCCUUUUGCCUACCUGGCUGGGAGGCGUUGGAAGAGCAUAUAAAAGACCAGAAGAGAUCGCCACAAAAGAAAAUAUGAUUGAAUUGGAUGAGCUAGUACGAAAAGGUGUUGUUGUCCCAUUGAUUGACUCUGAAUAUGAAUUCGAAAAGUCUCUAGAUGCUUUUGCCCAUUUGAUGAGCAACAGAGCUACGGGCAAAGUUAUCAUUAAGCUUCAAAAUGAAUAUGUACAUUUUCCCACGAGCAUUUAAUGAUUUCGUAUUCG
Molecule: messenger RNA, 1082 nt
Organism: Meira miltonrushii
Lineage: Eukaryota; Fungi; Basidiomycota; Exobasidiomycetes; Exobasidiales; Brachybasidiaceae
Product: GroES-like protein
Exons: 4
Coding region: 1-1068 (355 amino acids)
Molecular function (GO): oxidoreductase activity
Source: RefSeq, a predicted model, not a curated record